AUGGCUGUUGUUGAUUCAGGAAGUUGUUCUAGUUUAGAUAAAGUAGUUUCAAACGAUGACCUCUUACUCGAAAUUCUCUUCCGUUUACCUGUUAAGUCUCUGUUCCGAUUUAAGUCGGUCUCCAAGCACUGGCACUCUCUAAUCUCCAAUCCACCGUUAGUCCAUCUCCUGCGACAUCAUCGUCGCAAGCCUUCGGGCCUACUUCUUCACUGGAAGUCAUUCCUCUCCCUCUCAUAUCUCGAUUUCCUUCCUUUCAACAACAAUCACGCUCAUGAUCGGCCAUUCUUCCCCAAUUAUUAUGAUAUCCAUUACUUCACUUCCUGCAACGGUCUCAUCUCUUGGGUGGAUAGCAUCAACGUCUUUCACGUCAUGAAUCCCACCACUAGGCAAUUGAUCACCCUUCCCCAACCGCUCCUAUUUCGUCUUAGGAUCGAAGGAAUGACUUUGGCUUUCGAUCCUUCGAAAUCUCUUCACUACAAAUUGAUUUCUCUCUGGACCGAUUCCGCUCGCUUCACUAAUAAUCCACCUGCAUCCUGUUUCCAGAUCGAGAUCUACUCAUCAGAAACUAUAUCGUCGAGGGUCCUUGUAGACUUGAAUUUUACAUGGCCUUAUCGACAACGUCCCAAAUUCAGCAGAGGGACUUACUGGAACGACGCGAUCAUCUGGUUCUGCAACUACGGAGGUGAUUCUCUCUACUUGCAAAUCAAAGAGGAGCGACUCGGAACGAUUCCUCGUCUUACCACGAGUUUUCAAGAUGAAGGGAAAGAUAUCUGCUACGGGGAAUCAGGCGGGCAUUUUUACGUGGUUGAGAGAUCUUCUCCAUCUCCGAAUGUAGCGUUGAAAGUGAGUGAACUGAUGGCUGAUUUCUCAGGGUGGGUGACCAAGUAUAUUGCUGAACUGGGUGAAGACGUCGGGAGGGCAUUCCCUGAGAUGAUCGAGGAUCAGGGUCUGAUGACUAGAUUUCGUGUAUUGUCGAUGGUUUGGGGAGGAGGAGGAGGAGGAGAAGAACAACCGUACCUGGUGUUGUUGGUGCCGGGGGGGAAGAUGAUAAGGUUUAAUCUAGAGGACAAAAGGUUCGGGGAAGUUUGUGAUGUGGGAAAGGUGACAUGUAUGCAAGACGGGAAAAGAACAUAUGGAUCCACUAGAUAUACCUCCUGUAGACUAGAAGUUCAUCACUAUUUUCAUUCUCUUUUCAACGUCUUACCCUGACUAAAAAAACAGAGUUUUGGUUGGGGGUUCGGAGGGUGGAUGGCUGUCCCAUAAUUAACAUGUAAGACAUGUGGUGGUAGUGUGAUUUUUUAAAACCAAAUUAUCACUUUACUUUAGUUGUCAUUUAUAGUUCAUGUUUAAUGAGCAAUGAUAAAGAGAGCAACGGUUAGUUGUCAUUUAUAGUUAGUUAUGUUUAAUGAGUAAUGAUAAAAGAACCAUGAUGUGUGAGCACU
Impatiens glandulifera is the source of this 1442-nucleotide messenger RNA. RefSeq names its product F-box protein At5g07610-like. The coding region runs from base 1 to 1209 and encodes 402 amino acids. The record is from RefSeq and is a predicted model, not a curated record. The transcript has a single exon. Gene Ontology annotation, molecular function: protein binding. NCBI's taxonomy places the organism in Eukaryota, Viridiplantae, Streptophyta, Magnoliopsida, Ericales, Balsaminaceae.